This is a messenger RNA of Siniperca chuatsi (mandarin fish), 3363 nucleotides long. RefSeq names its product neuromedin U receptor 1a (gene nmur1a). Gene Ontology annotation, biological process: G protein-coupled receptor signaling pathway. Lineage: Eukaryota; Metazoa; Chordata; Actinopteri; Centrarchiformes; Sinipercidae. The record is from RefSeq and is a predicted model, not a curated record. Gene Ontology annotation, molecular function: neuromedin U receptor activity. Gene Ontology annotation, cellular component: plasma membrane. The transcript is spliced from 3 exons. The coding region runs from base 665 to 1963 and encodes 432 amino acids.
UUCCUGCAGCAAAUUGCAAUGUUAUAGAGUUUACCCCAGAGAAGUCUGGCCAUAUGAUGAUGAUGACUGCCAGUCCAUCUCCAGGUUCCCUGUCUUUCUGGGGUUGCAGACGCACACAGGACCCAGGGAAAGAAUUGCAUAUGCCAGCACAGUACAACUACCCCAAAAGAGGAAAUUUUCAGUCAGGAGAUAAAUGAACAGACUAAUUGCACUAAAAGCACUAAUUGCCAAUUGACUGCAGCACUGUGGGAGUCACUGACACUUCCUUCCCCAGAAAGAAAACCAAAACAACACCCAACUGUCACAUCAUGGUUGAAAGAAAACUCCACCUUGUAUACUGGUGCUAGUGGAUUGGUGUUUUUAAUUAAUAAAGAAGCAGACUACAAGACGUUCAGACUAGAAGCUCAAUACCCAUAAGGUUUUUUGGCAUGUGUGGUCUAAAGAGAGUGGAGGUGAGAGAGGAUGACGGAGAGAGAGAGCGUGUGUGUGUGUACUGUAUGUAUGUGAUCGUGAGUGAGGCUUGAGGAGAGACAGACCAGGAGGAGAGUGGACUGAGAGAGCAGCACACUGUUCACACUCCACUCAGAACACUAAUCUGUGUUUACACCAGGGAAUAACAACAAAGGAACACAUUAGAGAUAGCAAGUCUGACUAAUUCAGCAGGAUGUCAGCUUCUUACAACUGUUCUUUUGAUCUAAUGGCUGAAAAAGGCAAGUGGUUUUGUCCUCCAGGGGAAAAGUGUGCCAAUCUGACCUGUGGCGUGAAUGGCAGCUACAUCAAUCUGGAAGUUGCAUGUCUGACAGAGAAAGAAUACCUGGACAAAUAUCUGGGGCCUCGUCGAUCGUCUGUGUUCCUUCCCGUCUGCCUCAUCUACCUGGUCAUCUUCAUGGUAGGUGUGGUGGGGAAUGGGCUGACGUGCACUGUCAUUGCACGCAACAAAGUGAUGUGGACGCCAACAAACUACUACUUGUUCAGCCUGGCAGUGUCAGAUCUGUUGGUGCUGCUGCUGGGCAUGCCAUUAGAGCUGUAUGAGCUGUGGCAGAACUACCCCUUCCUCCUGGGUAGGGGCGGCUGCUACUUUAAAACGUUCCUAUUCGAGACUGUUUGCUUGGCGUCUAUCCUCAACGUGACGGCACUGAGCGUGGAGCGUUACAUUGCUGUGGUGCACCCGCUACGCGCAAAGUAUGUUGUAACACGCAACCAUGCCAAGCGGGUCAUCCUUACAGUGUGGAGUGUGUCGGUGUUGUGCGCUUUGCCUAACACAAGUCUACAUGGGAUCAACAUCCUUCACAGUUGCUCCUCUGGCCUUGCUGGGAACAUAAACAUGGAGAUCCCUGACUCAGCGACCUGUAUGGUGGUGAAACCGCAAUGGAUGUACAAAGUGACCAUCCAAGUGACCACAUUGCUAUUUUUCUUUCUGCCCAUGCUCACCAUCAGCGCUCUCUACAUGCUCAUCGGGUUGCAGCUGAAGCGGGAGAAGAUGCAUCAGGCACUGGAGGCAAAGUCAGACUUUGGACAGGACAGCUUCUGUAACGUCCGAACACAGCAGCAGAAGGCACGCCGCCGGCAGGUCACUAAAAUGUUGUUCGUUUUAGUGGUGGUUUUUGGGAUCUGCUGGGCCCCGUUCCAUACUGACCGCCUAAUGUGGAGUUUCAUCAGUGACUGGACUGACAACCACCUGGAAGUCUUCCAGUACGUGCACAUCAUCUCCGGAGUGUUUUUCUACCUCAGCUCAGCAGUCAACCCAAUCCUGUACAACCUCAUGUCCACGCGUUUUAGAGAAAUGUUCAAGGAGGUCAUGUGCCAUGGGCCACAUCACAUCACUCCCAGAAAACACUCGCUCAGUGUCACCCGGGUGACGCUCCGCAGCACUCUGAGUGAUGCGCCGCUCAGCAACGGAACCGCUGUUGUUGAAGCCGAGGCAGAAGAUGGAGAAAUGAGGAAAGAUGAGACCAGUUUUUAAUGUUAAAAAAGGGGGACAUAUUCUUGGAUUUUGUUGGUAGGAUGUCAUGGUGUUUAAAAAAAACUGUCCCGUUCUGAGCCACUGCAUCCAUCAACUGUCUUUAACCUCCACCUUGAACAGGUGAAUUAGCUAAAUACCUAAAAUAGUCUGACUGGAAGAAAUCCAGAAAAAAAGGCACUCUCUUCUGCUGAAGCUGUCAGACUGCAGUGUAAGUGUUACUAUGCUGCCUUGGCAAACUUUAUACAUAACUCAGCAAAUCACAUACUGAAGUUGAACUCCAAACUUUUUCAAACACACCUGGGCAGGCUCCGAUACACGCUCAAGCCCUAGGAAUGCAGGAAUGUACACUAGACUGUCACCUUAAGUUUGCCACAGUAAAUAACAUCCAAUUUUCAAUGUAGGAAAGCCAUUUAAAUGAAAACAUGUUUCUUGUAAGCACUUCAUUCAGUUUUGGAAAAUAUGUUUAAAUGAUGACAAUACAGUUUGCAAAUCCUGGCAUUUCUAAGUUGAGAUGAACCAGGUGGACCAAUAAAUACAAAAGUUGAUCUAAGUCAGAAAGAGAUCGAAAACUUUUAUAUACUUGGUCAUGUAAAGUAAGAAUAUGUAAAACACAAUGGUGUAAGGUAACAAUAAACUGAAGUUUCUGGGUUAACUAGAGUAUAAAAAAACAGACAAAAGUCUGAGGAUUAUAAAUGUUAUCACUUGCAUUGUUCUGUAAGGAUAUAUAAUGUAUAUAAAAUUGCCAUGUUCAGAUAACAAAAAUGCUUGUCAGUCCUGUGUACUGCCUACAGUAGUGUUUGUGUGUUAAAGUAAUUACUGCUAAAUGUCUUAAUGCUUUUUAUUGUUUAAAGUGUACUUUGUUGUUGUUGUCUGACGCUAUGGAAAACAAUAUGAGUUGAAAUGAAUUUCGAAUGCAAUUCAUUUUCAAAUUCUUUUAAAAGACAUGAUGGACUAUGCUUUCAGGCUUACCAGUAGUACUGUUUUGGCAAACCUAUCUGACAGCUAUCUAUGCUAAAAUAAACUAAAAACUAUUUGCCAAAAAGUCUGUCCUGCCGUAUAAUGACUUUGUUUAGAUCUAGCAUUACCUAUGCUAUAACAAGACUAGUCUAAAUCCCACUAGCAUCCCCUAGAGGCUGCACUGUCCAUCAGACACCACAAUAGAAUAAUAAGAUGUGUGAAAAAUAAAAACAGUAAUAAACAAAAUGACCACCCUAAUGAUGAUUUUGUUAUUCUUAGAGCCUUACAUGUAGCAGUGGUACUAAUGACUUUUUGGUGGCACCAGAGGGAAGUUCAUGGAGUACAAGAGUUUAUCCUAUUGGGACUGUGCUGGGUAUAUUUCAAGCAAACUUGUCCCCCUUGGGGGUUUACAAUUGGGGAUUUUGGCCUGAUAGUGAUGCUAA